This is a messenger RNA of Lottia gigantea (owl limpet), 777 nucleotides long. RefSeq lists its product as hypothetical. NCBI's taxonomy places the organism in Eukaryota, Metazoa, Mollusca, Gastropoda, Lottiidae. The coding region runs from base 1 to 777 and encodes 258 amino acids. The transcript has 2 exons. The record is from RefSeq and is a predicted model, not a curated record. Gene Ontology annotation, molecular function: peptide hormone binding; signaling receptor activity.
AUGAUUAGAAUACUUCGAACCCUCGUUCUGUGUAUGAUGCUUUCUACGCCAACUUUGGCUGUUACCAAAUCAUUUCAUAUGGCUAAAAUUUUAACCCUUCUUCCAUUUAAUGAUAGUUAUGUGUUUUCGUACAGAAGAGUACGAACUGCCGUAGAAAUAGCAGUCAAAGAAGUUGAAAGGAGAAAAUUAUUGACAGUUACUAAUUUAGUGGUAUAUUAUGCCGAUUCCAAUUGUUCAAUAGCUGAUGGCAUGAAAGAGGCCAUCAACUUCUAUGCCGAGAAAAGAGUUGAUGUUUUCUUCGGGCCGGUUUGCGACUACUCUGCAGCACCAGUUGGUCGGCAGAGUAAAUUUUGGAAUAUUCCCAUGAUCACUGCCGGUGGCCUUGCAAGAAACUUUGGUCUGAAAAAGAUUGAAACCUAUCCUACAAUGACUAGAAUCGGUCCACAUAUUAACUCUUUGUACCAUUUCGUUCGUUGUCUUCUCAAUACAUUUGAAUGGAGAAGGGUGAAAUUAGUAUAUGAUCCACGAGGACAAGAAAGAAUUACUGAACUAUUGUGUCAUCUGGUGACCGAUGGUUUACAUACUGGACUCAGAAGUGAUGAAGAAUUCAACUUUACCCACACAUAUUUCAAGUUUCUAACGGUAGAUGAUAUUCUGGAGGCGAUGACAACGGAAAUUGGUGUGGAAUAUACAGCUUUCAGAAUAGCAUUAUGUCUUCUCCGCAGUAAACUAUUGAUAUUACAAGCCUUUUCUGUUUAUAAACCCCAAACGCUAUAA